Falco peregrinus (peregrine falcon) is the source of this 6985-nucleotide messenger RNA. RefSeq names its product ubiquitin specific peptidase 13 (gene USP13). Bases 391 to 2976 code for a protein of 861 amino acids. The transcript has 21 exons. Gene Ontology annotation, molecular function: protein binding; zinc ion binding; cysteine-type deubiquitinase activity. Lineage: Eukaryota; Metazoa; Chordata; Aves; Falconiformes; Falconidae. Gene Ontology annotation, biological process: protein deubiquitination. The record is from RefSeq and is a predicted model, not a curated record.
AGCGGCCCCGGCUGCCGCCUAACGGCCGCCCGCGGCGCGCGCGCGGGGCGGGAAUCGCCUCAGGAGAGCGGCCCCGCGACCGCCGGGGGCACCGCACCGCGCCCGCCGCCGAGGGACGGCAGGAGGCCGCGGGGGGCUGCCAGGCGCGGCCCGCCCCCACCGCCCUGCCCCUCCUUCCCUCCCGCCCGCGCUGGGACCCCCAAGUGCCGCCGCAGCUGGUGCCGCUCCCGCUGCCAUUGGAUUAAAAAUAGCAUCUUCCCUCCCCCUCCCCUCCCUCAGGCCCGGCUCCCGCCGCCGCCGCCGCGCCCUGCCCCGGGCCCGCCUGUCCUCUGCCUCCAUUGCCCUCGCAUCGCCCGCUCGCCGUCGGCCGGCCGGCCGCAGGGAGGGAGCAUGCAGCGGGCCGCGCUGUUCAGCGGCGGCGAUGCGCAGAUGGCCGCCGGGGACCUGGGCGAGCUGCUCGUCCCCUACAUGCCCACGAUCCGGGUGCCCAAGUCAGGGGACCGGGUCUACAAGACGGAAUGUGCCUUCUCCUACGACUCGCCUGAUUCAGAAGGAGGUCUCUAUGUGUGCAUGAACACGUUUCUGGGAUUUGGAAGGGAACACAUUGAAAGGCAUUACCGGAAAACAGGACAGUGUGUAUAUUUGCAUCUGAAACGACAUGUGAUAGAGAAAGUACCAGGGGCAUCUGGUGGAGCUUUACCAAAAAGGAGGAAUGCUAAGCUAUUUUUAGAUCUAGAGACAAACAGUGAUCUCAACAGUGAUGACUUUGAAUAUGAAGAUGAAGCAAAACUCGUUCUAUUUCCUGAUCACUAUGAAAUCUCAUUACCCAAUAUAGAGGAGUUACCAGCGCUGGUGACGAUAGCUUGUGAUGCACUCCUCAGUGCAAAAUCACCCUACAGGAAGCAGGACCCUGACUCCUGGGAAGAAGAGCUACAGGCAUCUAAACAUGCCAAAACACUUGUACAGUUAGACAAUGGUGUUAGAAUUCCCCCCAGCGGUUGGAAAUGCUCAAAAUGUGACCUGCGGGAGAAUUUGUGGCUAAACCUGACAGAUGGUUCUGUGCUGUGUGGAAAGUGGUUCUUUGAUGGCAGUGGGGGCAAUGGGCAUGCAACGGAGCACUACAAGGAGACAGGUUAUCCCCUGGCAGUGAAGUUGGGAACCAUCACUCCUGAUGGAGCAGAUGUCUAUUCCUUUGAUGAAGAAGAGCCGGUUUUAGAUCCGCAUAUAGCAAAACAUUUGGCACACUUUGGAAUUGAUAUGCUGCAGAUGCAAGUGACAGAGAAUGGGCUAAGAGAUAAUGAUAUAAAACCAAGAGUCUCUGAAUGGGAAGUGAUUCAGGAAGCUGGCGUGAAACUCAAGCCCAUGUAUGGCCCAGGAUACACUGGCAUGAAGAACCUGGGAAAUAGCUGCUACCUCAACGCUGUCAUGCAAGCCAUUUUCAGCAUCCCAGAGUUCCAGCGAGCGUAUGUGGGAAGCCUUCCACGAAUAUUUGACUACUCUCCUCUUGAUCCAACACAAGAUUUCAACACUCAGAUGGCUAAACUGGGACAUGGCCUCCUUUCGGGCCAGUACUCUAAGCCACCCAUGAAAUCUGAGCUUAUUGAGCAGGUGAUGAAAGAAGAACACAAGCUUCAACACAAUGGAAUAUCUCCCCAAAUGUUUAAGGCUUUUAUAAGUAAAGGCCACCCAGAAUUCUCCUCUAAUAGACAACAAGACGCACAGGAAUUUUUCCUACAUCUCAUAAAUCUAGUAGAGAGGAACCCUGUAGGUUCAGAAAACCCUAGUGAUGUUUUCCGGUUCCUGGUGGAAGAACGCACACAAUGCUGCCAGUCCAGAAAGGUCCGCUACACAGAGAGGGUGGACUAUAUCAUGCAGUUACCUGUUGCCAUGGAGGCAGCAACAAACAAAGAUGAAUUAAUUGCCUAUGAAUUGAAGAGACGAGAAGCAGAAGCUGCAAGGAGACCUCCACCAGAGCUUGUCCGUGCCAAGAUCCCAUUUAGUGCGUGUCUGCAGGCCUUUUCUGAACCAAACAAUGUAGAGGAUUUCUGGAGCAGUGCCCUUCAAGCAAAAUCUGCAGGAGUUAAAACUUCUCGUUUUGCUUCGUUUCCUGAGUACCUAGUGGUGCAGAUAAAGAAAUUCACCUUUGGCCUUGAUUGGAUACCCAAAAAGCUUGAUGUUUCUAUAGACAUGCCAGAUUUCCUAGAUAUCAACCACCUUCGGGCCAGGGGUCUCCAGCCAGGAGAAGAGGAACUUCCAGAUAUUGGUCCUCCAGUUAUCAUUCCCAAUGACCCAAAAGAUCAUAUGACGAACCAUUUCAUGGAGUCUCUAGAUAUUGAUGAGUCUUCAGUUAUGCAACUGGCAGAGAUGGGGUUUCCUUUGGAAGCAUGUCGGAAAGCCGUGUACUAUACAGGCAACCUCGGUGCUGAAGUCGCUUUCAACUGGAUCAUUGCACACAUGGAAGAACCAGACUUUGCUGAGCCAUUGGUCAUAUCUGCAUUUGGAGAAGUUGCUUCCAGUGGAGCAGCUGUGUUUGGAGCUGUUGGGCUAGAUAACCAACCUCCUGAAGAGAUGGUUGCAAUUAUAAUUUCCAUGGGCUUCCAAAGGAAUCUAGCAAUUCGAGCACUGAAGGCAACAAACAAUAAUUUGGAGCGUGCACUGGAAUGGAUCUUCAGCCAUCCUGAACUUGAGGAAGAAAGUGAGCCUGCUUUGGACAUGAUGGAUACGGAGAACAAUGUUAAUGCCAAUAUCCUUGCAGGGACAGGGUCGGAGGGACCCAGGAUCAAAGACGGAUCUGGAAGAUAUGAGCUGCUUGGGUUCAUCAGCCACAUGGGAACAUCCACAAUGAGUGGCCACUAUGUUUGUCAUCUCAAAAAAGAAGGAAGAUGGGUGAUCUACAAUGACCUUAGAGUCUGUGCCUCAGAACGACCUCCCAAAGACCUGGGCUACAUUUAUUUUUACCACAGGAUACCAAGUUAGGCCUCAAAUCUGUUACCUGGCUUUAAGAAGCCAUAAGCCUUUUUAACCUGUCCAAAAAAGCUUACAAUAAAAAAGAAAAUCUAAAACCAACAAAAGACCCCUAGCCCUUGGACUGACAAAAAGCAAAGGAAAACAUGGGAUAUUUAUAGUUUAUUUAAAAACAGUCAUUUGAUGUCUCCUUAAGUGUUAGAGGGAAAAUUUCUAUUAGGUGAUGUAUAAUAUGUUGUUUUAAAUUAUACACCUAAAAAGAUACCUUAAGACCAUGCAGAUUACUGGUGGAGUUUGCAGCUAGUGUAUGGAGAAAACAGAAGUUCCGGAGUUGAACAAAAAUAGCCCAGUUCAACCCAGCUCCUGCCUGUUCUGUCCAUGCAUCCACUGAAGGCCACAAAGAAAUAGUUGUUUCUUUGGUAACUGGGAGCCGGUGUUUUCAACCAGAGUCCAGACCACUUAGAGAAAUCAUACUGCAUAUAAAGUGGGAGGGAGGGGGUAUGUGGGUGUUCCUUAAAGCAGAAUGUCUUAUUUGGGGGAUCAUUUUGGGUAAAGUGAGAAAAGUCAACUAAAGUUAUCUCUGUUGGAAUUAAAUUCUAUAGUAUUUUUGGUCUGGCUUUUGGAUGCAUAAACCUAGGCAACUAAUGGACAUGGAAGCAAUCUCCCAUAAGUGCCCUCACAUUUUCUGCCAAAGGGAAAUAGUAGAUUUUAUUUUUGCAAACGUAGGUUUCUUCAUCUUCUCUUAAAUGUUUUGCGUGCUCUUCCAACAGAUUCAGGAUUACAGAUGGCUAAAAGAAGCAGACUUUCUGACUAUAAAAGUAAAUGCAUACUCUCAGGAAAGGCAAGGCUAUUUUUUAAAUUUCAUUUUCUUGUGAAGGAGGUAAAGAAGGGGUUAAUGUCCCAUUAUAUUUAUUUCAGGGAAAUCUGCAUAUAGACACUCACAUUCUCCCUGAAAUCAACUCACUGACAAAGUACUCAUAGUGCAGUACUGCUUUCUGCCAAAGAUUGCUUAAGUAGUUGUUUCAUCCAUGAGUGGGGAAAACUGCUUGGUAAAAUUGCUGAUUUAUUGAUUUGCCCCUCUCUCCUCCCUCCCUUUAAGAAAAACUGCAAACCCUAACAACCCCAAAACCAACAACAAAACCCAAACAACAAAAAUACCCCACCUUGAAAUGAUGUUUCGGCUUUUGUAAAACUUGCAAACACGCCAAUAAUGUGAUCUCUUCAACAGAUACCUUCUAAAACGGGUUUUAUAUCUCUGGCAGGGAUGAAGGGGUGGGUAGGUAGGGGCUGGCCUUUCCAGUCUGUGGUUUCUUGUUUGGUUUGUUGAUUUUUUUUUUGUGUUAUUUCAGUUUGUGUCACAGGCAAGAAUAUAUAUGUGGGGUUUAAAAUUGUAUUUGAAAACACUAAUUCUAGAAAAAAUAAAAUGGUGAGUGCAAAACCUUUCACAAUUCGAAAAAGUCCCCAAAGCUUCACAGUGUUGGCCAUUGCUUAGAGACUAUUGCUGGAGUUGCCUCAUAUAAUCUUACUGAGCCUUCAAAAUAAGUUGGAACAGUAAAAAAAAAUAAUAAAAAAAAAAAUCCUCCUUACAGAGCACAAGAGAGGCAGGGAGAUGUAAUUGCAUUUUCUGUGCGGUCAGUGCCUGCAAGUUUAAUAGCAAAAUUCAGGCAGCUACACACCACAGAAAAGAACCCCAAUUCAAAAUCUGGUUGUGAGUAGGGCAUUUUAUUUUUACCAGUGUUUGAGGAAAAAAUAGUUUUCGCUCUGGUCAUAUAGCCUCAUGCAGAGCCAAAAAACACUGUUGGUUUUUUUUAAAAUUGGGUUUUGAUCUUAAAAGAGUAUGAGAGAAAUUCUAGUGCAGUAAUUCUGUAGAGUGUAAAUGGUGCCUAAUUGCUGGGAAAGCUUCCUGUACUUGGUGCUGUUAUUGACACAAAAGAACAGCAUCCUAGCACAUUAGUAAGUGGCUUCUGUGAGAUUCAGCUGCCUUGUAAUUAUUGAGCCACCAGUUCUGGACAAAAUAAAAGCUGCCAGUAAUUUUUUUCCUUCUUCCAAGAUUUGAGUAUUUCACCAGAAAAUGCCAGAUUUGAAAAUGGGAUCAGCGGAAAAGUGAAAGAACAAAACUUCCAUAUAUCAAUGUUUGUUGCUUUUUCAUUCUGGCAGCAGAAAAAGCACAAAAGCCUUUUCUUUUUUCUUCUUCUUCUUUUUUCUUUAAAUUGUUUUGAAUGUCUAGUUAUAUUCCAAGGAAAUUCAAUACAAUAGCUUCCCUCUUGCCUCAUGAACUUAACGGGCUAUUUUUAAUCUAACAAGAUCUGGUGGCCACUACCUUUUUAUUUAGAAACCUGGGCUAAAUAAAGGCCAACAGUAGUUCCCAUGUUCAUUUUUAAACUAGAAACAUGACUGGUCUCAUAGGAUUAAGGAUGGAGCUUGAACUCUUGCAAAACCAUUUGUCUGGUACAUCCUGAAACUGGAAUGGCUGUGGGACUGAUUGAUCUCAGUUAAUAGGAGGCACACUUAGCAAGCUGGCAGGUGAUAAACUGGAAGAGGUAAAUGAAAGGGGAGAGAGAGCCUGGCUGUGCCAAGUGAGCUGUAGCAGCUUGGCUUCUGAAAUUCUUUUCAGUUCAUCACUGUUGUGUACUGCCUGACUAAACUACCAAUCAGGUCAGAAGCGCGGGGAGCAGUUAGGGGAAAGGCUUAUGGAUCUUCUAAAAUUUAGCACUUGGAAAUAUGUUAGAAGUUCUUCCAUCUGUUUAAGGAAUUAUUUUAUUGCCUCCCAAAGUAGCAGCUUCCCUCCUUUUUCAAAUGGCCAGUUAAGUCACGUCACUUUUGCGAUGGGGUAUGUGUGAAGAACAUUAUGAAUCUGGAGAAGCAGGAUGUAAACUCCUGACUCUUCAGCCUAAUGUGGGGGAGUUUGUUUUGUUCUGUUGGUUUUUUUUUAAACCAGCAUGCAGAAGCCACACUCAAACAGACUGUGCUGAAUAAAUGACUAAUUUAUCAGACUUUGCCUGCUAAAAUUUUAUGCACUUAAUUGUGCUGGGCCAGGGCUCGGUGCACAGCCUAGGCAGUGGCUGAUGGGGAAGCUCCAUGUGUCUGGGUACUGGAAGAGUUGUUGGAGGGCGAGAGCUGCUUGACAAAAAAGUAGGGGGGGGGGGGCGGAAAUCACUGAAACUGUUUGAAGCAAUCUAACCUGAGAAUUAUGGCAAUCCAAGACUUGGGAGUGGAUAGUGCUCUUAUCUCUCAGACUAAUUUUUACUCUUUUACUAUGAUACAUUUAGAUUAGGACAGUGGAAGGAAGAAAAACUCAACAACUUGUUUUCCUUUUCUCCUCUCAUUCCUAGCAGUGUGCUGUAUCCAGUAGAUCCCUCAUUCUGAGUCACAGUCUCCAGUCUUCAAAACACAUUAGAUGCAAACUCCUAUUUACUCUUCCUAGCUGAAAUAUAAUUAGGAUAAAAAUUUGAUUUAUUCAGUGCUGUGGUUUAAAAACAAGGCUAGAUGCUUUUGGUCUGGACUACUGUCACUUUUAAUUCUGCUGGGUUCAGUGGCAUUACUUCUGACUGACUUUGGUGUAACUAAAACCAGCAUCAGUCCAGUUUUUUUUUUUUAUUCAGGCAGCAUCCACUGGGUCAUAGUGCACAUUCUGAAUACACGUGCAACCAGAGCUCGUUAGAUUGUUUCAGAAGCAUCUCCAAUUCAUUCCUUUUGUUCUCCGUCCUGGCAGAAGCCAUUUUAAUCAUCUUUGCUGUUUUCAGGCAUUGAAAGACUAUGCAAAAUAUGUAACUGGACAUAACUUUUCAUUCUUUUUCUCAUCGCCCGUCCUACCUUAAUGGCUGAAAUCAGUUUCUGAUUUCUAUUCACUCUUCAGUGGUUUGACUGUUGUAUCCUGGAAGUGUCUGUACUGGUUUGCACCAAUCACGGUUGUUUGUGUAAAGCCCUGUUAAUGUUUUGGAGAGUAUUUGUCUGAGAUGAGAAAGGUUGUGAAUGCUAUCCUUGCAACUGUUUUAAAUUAAAAAGAAAUAUUCUCACAUUU